CAACUAUUUGCUGAAAACAUAUUUUCUACCUACAAAGUAUUUAAUUCAUAUCGCUCCCAUUCUUGUCUGCACCUUUCUUCCCCCAAUCUAUCUCUUUUUCUUUCUCUCUCUCUCUCUCUUAUUGCACCUUAUUGUCCUUAUCUAAGAAAUUGAAGAAAGACUAGUAACUUUAGAGUAAUAAAAAAGAAUGGGGACCAAAUACGUCGAUCUUGAUACACCUGCUUCGUCCGUCAUAUCCUCCUUUGGUCCUAGCUUAGAUGAAAACCGACCACUGCUUUCGCGAUCUACCGUCACCUCAUACACAACCACCGAUGAACAACCCUCAAGCGCCAUUACGGAUGAGCAAAUUGCAAAGGCUUCGCCAUUUAGCGGAAUCUUUAAUCUUCUAAACACCAUUCUGGGCACUGGCAUGCUGGCAAUGCCUGCUGCGGUGGCCACGGUAGGACUAUUGCCAGGAAUGGUCUUAACAUUAAUAUCCGGCAUUGCAUCGGGUGCAGGUCUCUACUUCCUAUCCGAAAGCGCAAGCAGUGUUGAAGGACGACGUGCUUCUUUCUUUGCAGUCUCGCAGCUGACCUACCCGGGUGCAGCUGUAUGGUUUGAUACCGCUAUCGCAAUCAAGUGUUUUGGUGUUGCAGUGAGCUAUCUCAUCAUUAUUGGGGAUGUCAUGCCACAGGUGGUGAUAUCAUUUGACAGUUCCGUUGCCAAAGAUUCUAUCUUGCUGGAUCGCAAGCUGUGGAUCACAGCCGUCAUGUUUGGUCUAUUGGUUCCUUUGUCAUUCAAGCGUACGUUGGAUUCGUUUCGUCACAUUAGUGCAUUGGCCAUUUUGGCAGUUGUCUAUCUGUGUGCCAUCGUAAUCUACUAUUACUUUCUCUCCCCUGAUUUCCCAAAACCACCGCCCGAGGAUAUUGAGCUGAUCCAUCUGACAAGCAGUAUCUUUGGCAAACUGCCGGUCUUUAUCUUUGGCUUUACAUGCCAUCAGAACCUAUUUAGUGUACAUAAUGAGCUCAAGAACAACAGCCGACGGUCGAUGGUCAAAGUAAUCUUAUCUUCGAUUAUUACUGCCGGUGUAUUUUAUGAACUGAUUGCUAUCCUCGGUUAUCUCAGCUUCGGCAGGCACUCUAGAGGAAACAUCAUUUUAGAAUACCCUGCUACCUGGUUCGUUGCAGGAGGCCGUCUAGCCAUCGUUAUUUGCGUCUUGUUUGGCUACCCACUCCAGAUUCAUCCAUGUCGUGGGUCGGUGGACAAGAUCUUGAUGCUGUUUGAUCCCAGUAAAGACAAGUCGCCGUUCCCAGAUCCACCAUCAACAAUCAAGCAUUUUGCCAUGACCACAGCCUUAUUAAUUGGUACCUACAUUCUAGCCAUCACUGUAUCCGAGCUUGACCUGGUUCUGGCAUUCGUGGGCUCCACGGGUUCUACGGCGGUAUCUUUUAUUCUUCCCGGCUUGUUUUACUUCAAGCUACAUGAACAUGAGCGCUGGACUUUUGCAAAGAUCUCCUCGCUCGUAUUGGCAACCUUUGGAUUCACGGUCAUGACUGUCUGUUUAUCGUACAAUAUCUUUAAGUUACUUUGAGUCACAUUUGAUGAUCACUCUACGUAGUAUAUACAGCAUAAUGUUAUACUACUAGUACAUAGAGAAACCUUUUCAUUGUUUUUUUUUUAUAUUUUGUUCUUGGAACUAUCCUGCCAGCCCCUUUUCCCUAUCCCUCUCAUCUUAUUUUACUCCAUCACACAAGUCGCAUCCAACCCCCACCCCCAACUAAUUUUAUACCAAAAUUGUUGAUUUGUUGUUCCUGUGACAAUCUGACAAUGAAGAUGUGAACUACUAUAUAAAGACUUGAUUCGAAACGAAGCGUCUUUACC
Zychaea mexicana is the source of this 1860-nucleotide messenger RNA. RefSeq names its product transmembrane amino acid transporter protein-domain-containing protein. Gene Ontology annotation, molecular function: L-histidine transmembrane transporter activity; L-serine transmembrane transporter activity; L-glutamate transmembrane transporter activity. NCBI's taxonomy places the organism in Eukaryota, Fungi, Mucoromycota, Mucoromycetes, Mucorales, Lichtheimiaceae. The record is from RefSeq and is a predicted model, not a curated record. The transcript has 6 exons. Gene Ontology annotation, cellular component: fungal-type vacuole membrane. The coding region runs from base 188 to 1570 and encodes 460 amino acids. Gene Ontology annotation, biological process: amino acid transmembrane transport.